Pezoporus occidentalis (night parrot) is the source of this 981-nucleotide messenger RNA. RefSeq lists its product as uncharacterized. Gene Ontology annotation, cellular component: plasma membrane. Bases 1 to 942 code for a protein of 313 amino acids. Gene Ontology annotation, molecular function: transmembrane signaling receptor activity. NCBI's taxonomy places the organism in Eukaryota, Metazoa, Chordata, Aves, Psittaciformes, Psittacidae. The transcript has 4 exons. The record is from RefSeq and is a predicted model, not a curated record.
AUGUGGAUUUUCCUGCUUUGGAUCCUUUUCCCAGGUGGCUGGGCAGUGACAGGUCCUACGCAGGUGAUGGUGAACCAGGGCAGCUCACUGGCAGUGUCCUGCAGCUAUGAGCCAGGCUAUGAGCUCUACUCCAAGUUCUGGUGCCAGAGGGGCUUCCUCGGUCUUUGCACCUGCGUCAUCCAAACCAAUGGCUCGGAGGUGACAGUGACACAGGACAGGGUGUCCAUCAAGGAUAACCAUGCAUCACACUCGUUCACGGUGACUCUGGACCAUGUCACGCUGGAGGAUGCAGGCUGGUACUCCUGCGGGGUGGAAAGGAAGAUCUUCAGCCUGAAGCACAGCAUCAAGGUGAUGGUCUCCAAAGGUAAAGCCAGCCUAGGAGCUAAGCAGGGGGGUGUGAUGGAGCCCAUCACUUGGGAGAGGGGAUCCCAGCGGGGGGUCAUGGGGGUUGUCAAAGUGGGAGCAAGCACCUUGCAGGCACUGAGGUGCGCUGGAGGCUGCCCCAGUGCAGGUUUGGAUGAGGGAUGGAGGAGGCUGCACAGAGCAGAGCCUCUCCCUUGCUCCCUUCAGCAUCUCUGCUUCCAUGAGCCCCUUGGGCUUUCCAGUCCCUCCCAUGCCCAGUGCAUUGCCUGGAGACCCCCAUCUCCACCUCCUGCAGCUCUAUGGCUGCAGUCUCAGGGCAGAGGCCCUGGGGUGCAGGGGGGGUGUCUGCUUUGCUCUCUCUUUUGUUUCACAUCUGUUUCAUCCACAGCCAAAGGCAGUGAUGUGAGCCCGCUGGUCACCACGGCCUUUGGGGACCCUCCAGUGCUGUCCCAGCUCAGCAUCACCUACCUGCUGCUCAUCCCCUGCAUAAAGGUGCCCAUGGUGCUGCUCCUGGUGUGUGUGGCUGUCUGGGGAAGGAGCCAAUGCAGGAGCCGUGGCCAGGAAAUCCUGCAGCUCUGAAGCAGCUGGUACCAGGGCACCAGGAUGCCCAAAACCACC